UCCUGCCUAUUUUCAAUUACAACAUCAACAUUGUGAUGACGUUUGUUUUUGUCAAGUUUUGAUUACGUUGACAAGGUUGACGUCUACAAAAACACCCGUUCAAUUUUACAUCAUGAGUGGAAAAGUAUAUGUGUUAUAGUGUUUAAAAAUCCGGCAAUUUUCGUCAAACCUGCAGAGGAGAGGCCAGCAAAACGAUGGACACGAUGGACGUGUCUCUAAACUACGAUGAGUCCGACCUGAUGAGCUCGGAAUUCUUCGACUCGGUCUUAUCAUUAGAGAACAAUAUGGAAGAUGGGUUCUUAUCAGCACUGGAGGAUGAUAUCAAUUUGUCUAGUGAUACUAGCUCGCAUAUGGAUGAAGUCCUUUCCCCGCAAAGCUUUUACUCUGAAAGUGAUAAAAACAGCUUGUCCAGCACAGAUUAUGUUGACCUAGAUGAUUCUGCCAACGUACACAAUAUUGAUAACUUUGAUGACCCCCUUUUGAUGUCCCUGUUAGAAUCGUUACCCGAAACUAAACCUGAAGUCAUAUCUGUACCUGCCCCGGUUGAGAAACAGCCUACAAAAAUUCUCAUUCAAAAUCCCAACAACAAGAAAUUCAUUGCCAAACCUAUUGUUGAUACCACACAGCUAAAAACGGGCCCUCUGAAAGUCAAACCUCAGAUUCUUAAGGUUCAACCCAUUCUUAACAAUGGGCGCCCGGUUUUACUCCCACUCAGCUUGAAAAGCAUAAAAAUUCUGAAUGCUUCUCCUGUGAAUCUAACUGCUUUGUCUAACAUAAGAAAGCGUAAAAUAAAAGUGGUUAGCUCAGGUUCAGAGAGCGAAGUAACAUCAUCCACCAAUCAGUAUCCCCCAUUAAUUUUAACGCAUGAAGAGAAGAAAUUGCUAGAGAAAGAGGGAAUUCAGUUACCAACACAUCAUCCAUUAACUAAAAAUGAAGAAAGGGAACUGAAGAGGAUUCGUAGGAAAAUAAGGAAUAAGAUAUCUGCACAGGACUCCCGAAAACGCAAAAAGGAGUACGUUGACAAUCUGGAAGAUCGCGUGAAACGCGGCUCCGAAGAAAACAAAAACCUGCUGCAACGAGUCAGAGCAUUGCAACGUCAAAAUAAGACGCUGAUCGCGCACGUCAACAAGUUGCAAGCGAUGAUCAAAAAUUCAACAACAACCAAAGCGACGCCGUCGACUUGCCUAAUGGUCGUCCUUCUCUCGGCCCUAUUGGUGUCUUUGCCAAACAUGAAGCUCUUCAACGACAAGAAUAGCCUGUCCACAGAGCAAGAGCAGGUGGCUGUUAGAAGAUCACUACUUUCCAGCCCACAAGCGACAGAAGACGACGCAGUGAACAUGGAGGAGUUCCUGAUCUUCAAAGAUGAAGACGACUACAACCGCGCAAAACUUGCGGAGGAGUUGGACAUCGAGAACUCCACUGACAAGGAGUUCACCAAGAUGAUUGAGGAGAUGGAGAAGAAGUAUGGAGGACUGCUUUCUGAGAACAACAGUUCCAAUGUGGGAUUGUUCGGCAAGGUGGUUGAAGCCGUAAGAGGAUUUUUGGAGAGGGACAAGCCAGAGAUGUUUGUCAAUAGUGACUAUGGAGGGUUGAAUAAAAAGGGGUUCAUCGAGCCAGAGAUUGAUGAAUAUCUGCCCAAUGAAGAUCUACCAUUCAAAAGGAUGAAGUAUAUCACUGAAGACGUCAACGAGUCGCUUCACUCAAAUGACAGGCUUGUCUCGGCUACUGUGGAUACUAACACACUCGGGAUGAACACAAAGGAUCAGUGAUGCAAAUAUUAGGAAAUUCAUUUUUGUAACAUAGUUGCCACCUCCAUUUUUGCUUUUAGUUUUUUGGUGCUGUUCAGAAUUUAUUGUUACAUAGUACAUUUUGUUGUUCACUUGAUAAUUCGAGGAUGGUGCACAAAGCCUAGUAACUCAAAUGGUUUCCAGCAGAGACCAUUUUUGUCUCGAGCUUGUGACUUUUGUGUACAAAAAAAGGUGGUUUAAGACAUUAAUUAUUUGAUAUCUUCUUCAGUAUAAACAGCAAAGCUUGAAUGUCUAAUAAAGACAAUAAAAUGUAGUAACACCAUUAUUCAUGAGAAAAAUUGUAACCAAUACUGUGUGUUUGCUUGGUUGAACUGUUAUUUUUGCUAUGUUGUAGAUCUUUGUACCUUUUUAUAUAUUGUUUUGCAACAUUUUAUAUUUUUUUACGUUUCCGCAAAUUAUUUCCGUGUCCAUAGUCUUAGCAGCUUUUAAUGAAAUUUGUAGAUAUUCAUUCAUAUCAUUUGUUUUGUAGACCGAGGAUAAGAAAAAUUCAGUUGUAAUUCUAUUUAUCUUUACCAAACUUUCCAGUUUUGAAUGUGUAAUGUUGAGACAGUUUAUUUAGAUGUUAUGGUAUAGAUUUGUAUAUGUUAUAUCAAUGUAUCUAAUAUAUUAUUUGUUUUCAUUUGCAGUGAAUUAUGAUUACUGCAAUAAAACAUCCGG
Messenger RNA from Acanthoscelides obtectus, 2465 nucleotides. NCBI's taxonomy places the organism in Eukaryota, Metazoa, Arthropoda, Insecta, Coleoptera, Chrysomelidae. The record is from the annotation of a GenBank genome assembly.